CAUUACGACCCAAACACCAGUUCCACCAAUAUAGAAAAGCUACUAACUACCGUGCUUCACACGUCUUUCCUUUCUUCAUGCGUGCUCGCUCUUCUACCCUCCUCCACUCCCUCUUUUCUAACAACAUUAGUGUAACCAAGAAAAAUAACUGCCCUGAAUCAAAGCCAUGGAGAAGACGAGGCCAGAGGAUGAUGAUAAGGUCAUCUGCAACACUGAUGUAGGAACAAUGAAUGCAACCGACUCAUGGGGUUUGGGAUUUCCAGGAGAUCUCUCUAGAUCAACAAGAGAUGAACCACCGACUCACUACACUUUCAAAAUCACUAAAUUUUCACUGUUUUCAGAGCGGUUUGGUAAAAGAUGUUAUUCGCAGACAUUCCAUGCGGGUGGUUACAAAUGGGAAUUGGUUCUCUACCCAAAUGGGAAUGACAAGGGGAAAGGUCAUCACUUGUCACUCUACUUGCGAAUACGAAAUGAUACUAAUCUUCCCCUAGGUUGGGAGGUCCAGGCGGUUUUUCGCUUAUUUUCAUUCGACCAAGUUCGAGGCCGAUAUCUGAUGCUUGAAGAAACCCAAGGGAAGCGUUUUCAUGCGAUGAAAACUGAAUGGGGAUCUGAUGAGUUCAUCCCACUCAGUGUGUUCAAGAACCAGUCUUACGGAUAUCUUGUAAAUGAUACAUGUGUGUUCGGGGCAGAGGUAUUUAUUAUUGGAGAGAGUAGAACAGGACAAAGUGAAUGUUUAUGUCUUUCAAGGGGAUCUGGAUCUUAUUAUAAAUGGAUCGUCAGAUUGUUUAGUAAAGGGCACCAUGAAGUUAAGGAGCCUAUAAUGAAAUCAGCCUAUGGUGUACCUAUGGGAAAGUCUGCUACAUAUGAUACUACCUUUCCUUCUUCAAAAAUAGGAGUUCCAAUGAAACCAAUGAGAGAUGAUAUGCCAAUGCACUACACAUUUAAAAUUAAAUCUUUUUCACAACUUUGUAAGCUUCCUAAAAUUAGAUGCGACUCCAAGGUUUUCUGUGCUGGUGGCUAUAACUGGAAGAUGUCUCUCUCUCUGAAUAAAAACAAGCAGCAGAAAGUACAUUAUCUGUCUCUCCACUUGGGCAUUGAGGAAACUAGAUCCCUCCAGCCUGGUUGGGCGAUUGAAGCAGUUUUUCGUUUAUUUGUAUUUGACCAAAUUCAAGGCCGGUAUUUGAUACUUCAAGAAACAAAUGCAACGUUUGACGAACCGAAUACCAAAUGGCGAGUUGAUGAGUUCAUGUCACUGGAAACCUUUAGUGACCCAUCUUGUGGAUUUCUAGUUAAAGAUUCCUGCAUCUUUGGAGCUACUGUUUUCGUUUGUAGGGAGAGAUGUUCAGGGAAAGGUGAAUGCUUGCAGAUGAUAACAGAAGGGGUUACUACUGAAUAUAGGUGGAAGAUAGAAAAAAUUUCACAGAUAAAAGAAAGCUGUAAAAGUGAACCAUUUGGUUCUGGAUAUCACAAAUGGACUCUCCAUUUCUAUCCUGGAGGAUGUGGAGUAGGUCUGGGAAACUAUAUUUCUCUCUUUUGUCGUUCGGGUAGUUCAAGCCCUCUUAUCCAAGGACCAUAUGUUCGUUAUUCCUUGAAAGUGAUUGACCAGUCAAAUGGCAAUGGCAUUGGCAAAUGUGCUACUUAUUGGUAUCCAGUCGAAGGAAAGGGUUGUGGUUAUCCGAAGUUCAUGCCACUUUGUGUGUUUUCUGAUCCAUCCAAAGGAUUCCUUGUGGAAGAUACUUGCAUCAUUUCAGCAAAGUUCACAAUCAUUGGAUCAAUUGAAAUUUUUCGCAAUUUUUAGUAUCGGUAGCUGUAGUGAUGCACAGGUGCUCAUCAUUACAGCAAUGACACCCAAGGUUUAAAGUAUUGGCAUUGUUUAUCAUCGCUUAUUAGAUCGGAAAUGUGCUUUUAAAAUAUCUAUUGUACUAAAGAUCGAUACACAAGGAAAUGGUUAAAACAUGGAUGGAAAAUUGAAGUGAAAAUACAUUUUUGAA
Macadamia integrifolia is the source of this 1991-nucleotide messenger RNA. RefSeq lists its product as uncharacterized. NCBI's taxonomy places the organism in Eukaryota, Viridiplantae, Streptophyta, Magnoliopsida, Proteales, Proteaceae. The record is from RefSeq and is a predicted model, not a curated record. The transcript has 12 exons. Bases 167 to 1798 code for a protein of 543 amino acids. Gene Ontology annotation, molecular function: protein binding.